AACUCUCCUCGGUCGUUGAUGAUAAAAGAAGAUAAACCUGGUCGUGUUCUCGCACUGGUCUCAGACCUCUCUGCCGGGAUUUUAUCUUUCUCUCAGUCAGGUACGAACAAUCUUAUCUUCGAAUUCCCUUCGUCGUUUGUUUGUUCACUUCCUCAAUUUCAUUUCUAUGGAACUCUGAACCGCCACUAUCUAAUACUUUUUCCAUGUUCUUUUACGGUUCUUUGUACCCAUUUCUGUUUAGAUUCGCUUUUGUCUUAAGGCUAUAGUUGAGAUCAUGCUUAGGUUUCACUUCUAUAAUUGAGCAAAGAUAAUUGCUUUUGAUCUUACCUUGACCUGUUUGAUCAUUUUUAGGCUCUAGUUUGGUGCAAAAGGUUGUUGGUUUUCUUUGAAAUUCUUGGUCUGUGAACGGCUCUAGUUUUGUUCGUGAGGAUAGAGUAUCAAUUACGGUUAGGAUUUUCGAGGGUUUGUGCUGUUGAAGUAAAUGUUCAUGGAUCCACAAAAUUCUCAAUUUUUUGGUUCCAUUAACGAGCUCAAAUUUGAUAGAGAGAUCCUUUUUCCCGAGUCAGAUCUGUACCCAAAUAUUGCAAAUGGGGUUCAACUCAAUGAUCCUACUCUGGAUCUUAGCUUCGUGAACCAUCCUGUAUUUCCGCCUGAUCCGGACACAGGCAAUUAUGCUCAAUCAAGCUUCGAGGGAGAUUCUCCUUCGGAUGACAGUGACUUUUCUGAUAGUGUCCUCAAGUACAUAAACCAGGUGCUUAUGGAAGAGGACAUAGAGUCGAAGCCUUGUAUGUUCCAUGACCCGUUGGCUCUUCAGGCCGCGGAGAUGUCACUUUAUGAACUCCUUGGUGGGAAGGACCCUCCUUCCCCUGAUCAACACCUGCUUUACAGUGAUCGAAAUGUUGAGAGUCCUGAAGAUUAUUUUUUGAGCAGUUUCAGUGAUCAUAGUAGCAGUAGCAGUUCCGGUUUUAGUAAUGGUAAUUCGGUCGAUUCUCCACGGGGUCAUGCUGAAUUUGGAGACUAUAAACCCUCUUUAUUUAAAAAUCCUCUUCCCACUAACUUCGUUUUCCAGUCCACUUCAAAGUCCAGUCCACCUUCAUCGUUCAACUCUCCAAACAUCUUCACUAGUGAUGGUAGUGGGUUGCUGGGCUCUUCUGUCGGUGAGCUUCUGGUUCCGAAUUUGUUUGGAGAGAUUGAAUCGGUUUUGCAGUUCAAUAGAGGGGUAGAGGAAGCUAAUAAAUUCCUUCCUAAAGGGAGUCAGCUGAAAAUUGAUCUGGAGAACAACACGUUUUCUCCUACUAAGAAGGCUCCGGAAGUGGUAAUUAAGACAGAAAUAGAUGAGAGGGAGAACUCCCCAACUGGGUCAAGAGGAAGGAAGAAUCAUGAGCGCGAGGAUACAGAUUUAGAAGAUGGGAGGAGUAACAAGCAGUCGGCAGUUUAUGUGGAUGAGAGUGAGCUAUCGGAGAUGUUUGAUAGGGUGUUGCUCUGUGCUGUGAAAAAAGAGGAGCCUUCUGUGUGUACCCUUAAUGAAGGCUCGCAGAGUGGAGAAAACAAGAACCUGCAGAAUGGACAAUCCAAUACAUUAUCUAGUGUUGCAAAGACUCAUGUCAAGAAACAGAGCAAUAAGAACAGCACUGUGGAUUUGAGGACUCUACUGGUUAUGUGUGCACAAGCUGUCUCUUCUGAUGAUAGGAGGACUGUUGUUGAACUGCUAAAGCAGAUUAGGCAGCACUCUUCCCCAUUUGGCGAUGGCUCUGAGAGGUUGGCCCAUUGCUUUGCGAACGGCCUUGAAGCACGCUUAUCUGGCACUGGAACCCAGAUUUACACUGCUCUAUCUACCAAACGAACAUCAGCUGCUGAAAUGUUGAAAGCUCACCAAGUUUGUACUUCAAUCUGUCCAUUCCAGAAGCUUUCAAUUAUCUUUUCAAAUCAUAUGAUUUUGAAAGCAGCUGAGAAAGCAGCAUCCCUUCAUGUUAUAGAUUUUGGUAUCCUUUAUGGCUUCCAAUGGCCUGCCCUCAUCGAUUGUCUCUCAAGAAGACCUGGUGGGCCCCCCAGGCUACGCAUUACAGGUAUAGAACUUCCCCAACCUGGUUUCCGGCCAGCAGAAAGAGUCCAGGAGACAGGGCGUCGCUUAGCGAAGUAUUGUGAGCGCUUCGGUGUUCCGUUUGAGUACAAUGGAAUUGCACAGAAAUGGGAAACCAUCCAAAUUGAGGACCUCAGAAUUAAUAGAAAUGAAGUGCUUGCUGUGAAUUGUAUGUUCCGAUUUAAGAACCUGCUUGAUGAGACGGUUGUGGUGAACAGUCCAAGGAAUGCUGUUCUGAACUUAAUUAGGAAGUUGAAUCCUGAUAUUUUUGUACAUUCUAUUCUUAACGGAUCCUACAAUGCCCCCUUUUUUGUCACCCGGUUCCGUGAGGCUCUCUUCCACUUCUCUGCAAUGUUUGAUAUACUUGAUACUAAUAUUACCCGUGAAGAUCCCAUGAGGUUGAUGUUUGAAAAAGAGUUUUUUGGGCGGGAGGUCAUGAAUGUCGUAGCUUGUGAAGGUUCAGAGAGGGUUGAGAGGCCUGAGUCAUACAAGCAGUGGCAGAUUCGGAACAUGAGGGCUGGGUUUAGGCAGCUUCCACUGGACCGUGAAGUCAUGAAGAAACUGAAGGGUAAAUUGAAAGAUCGUUACCAUAACGAUUUUGUGGUCAAUGAAGAUGGGCAUUGGUUGCUUCAAGGUUGGAAGGGUCGGAUUAUCUAUGCUUCCUCCUGUUGGUUACCUCAUACUGCUUGUGACAAAAAAGAGACGGUGAAGCUUCUUGGGGGAGACUCGUCCUCGGACGACAGUGAGUUCACGGAAACGGUUCUCAAGUACAUAAGCCAGAUACUAAUGGAAGACAACAUAGAGGACAAGCCCUGUAUGUUUUUCGACCCUUUAAGUCUCCAAGUCACCGAGAAAUCGUUCUACGAUGUUCUCGGUCAGAAAUCCCCUCCUUCCCCCAAUCAAGACCGACCACCACUCUAUGUCAAUCACAAGGCGGAGAGCCCUGAAGAUGUUUUUCCAGGUAGUAAUUUUGGUACUAAAAAUAGUUCAAGCAGUACUAGCACUGAUCCUCAGCGGCUCGGCGAUGGGAUGGAGCUUUUGACUUGGAACUUUUUUACGAGCAGUGAAUUUCUGUUGCAAUUUAGGAGAGGAUUAGAGGAAGGUAGUAAGUUCCUUCCUAGGGACAAGGGUGACAGAGAGAAUUCAACGGAAGGGUCGAGGGGAAGAAAGAAUCAUGAGAGGGAAGAUACAGAUUUAGAAGGGAGGAGCAAUAAGCAGUCGGUGGUUUAUAUGGAGGAGAGUGACUUAUCGGAGAUGUUUGAUAAGGUGUUGCUUUCUACUGAUACACUUCCUCUGCUAUGCUUUAACAAUGAAACCCUCCAGAAUGAAGCCUCGCAGCCAAAAGGUGGGAAGAGUCGUGCUGAGAAACAGGGGAAGAAGAAGAAGAAAGAUAGUGUUGAUUUGGGGAGUCUUAUGAUCCUAUGUGCACAAGCCGUCGCAGCAGCUGACAUUAGAACUGCUAAUGGGUAACUGAAGCAGAUUAGGCAGCACUCUUCCCCUUCUGGUGAUGGGUCUCAGAGGUUGGCUCAUUACUUUGCUAAUGCCCUUGAAGCACGCUUGGCUGGCUCUGGCGCAGGAACUCAAAUUUUUUAUACUUCUUUCCUUUCCAAGAGGAUCUCAGCUUCUGAAAUAUUAAAUGCUUACAAAGUUCAUGUUUCAACCUGCCCUUUCAAGAGGAUCUCGCUAUUCUUUACAGACAAAAUGAUUUAUAAAGUAGCAAGAAAUCGACAAAGUCUUCAUAUUAUAGACUUCGGUAUCCAAUAUGGUUUUCAGUGGCCAAUUCUGAUCCAGAAACUCUCAAAAAGAGCUGGUGGACCUCCCAAGCUACGUAUUACCGGGAUACAGUUUCCCCAACCUGGAUUCCGUCCAACGGAGAGAAUUGACGAGACCGGCCGUUGCUUGGCGAAGUAUUGCGAGCGGUUUGAUGUUCCUUUUGAGUACCUUGCCAUAACUUCACACAAAUGGGAGACUAUUAGAAUUGAGGACCUCAAGAUUGAUCGAAAUGAGACGCUUGCUGUAAACUGUGCGUUCCGGUUUAGGAACCUACUUGAUGAGUCAGUUGAAGAGGAGAGUCCACGGGAUGCGGUUUUGAACUUAAUUAGAAGGAUGAAUCCUGAUAUCUUUGUCCAUUCUAUUGUUAAUGGAUCCUACAAUGUCCCCUUCUUCGUCUCACGGUUCCGAGAGGCACUCUUCUACUUCUCUGCAUUGUAUAACAUAUUUGAUGUUACUUUACCCCGUGAAAACCAGGAGAGAUUGUUUUUUGAGAGAGAGUUCUAUGGGAGGGAGGUUAUGAAUGUUGUUGCAUGUGAGGGCUUAGAGAGGGUUGAGAGGCCGGAGACGUACAAGCAAUGGCAGGUUCGGACUAUGAGGGCUGGAUUCAGGCAGCUCCCACUGGACCAAGAGCUCAUGAACAAAUUAAGGUCUGAGUUGAAGGAAUGGUACCACAAGGAUUUUGAGGUUGAAGAAAACAACCACUGGUUGCUUCAGGGGUGGAAGGGCCGGAUUAUUGAUGCUUCCUGUUGUUGGGUUCCGGCUUAGGAAUCUGAUCACUAU
Molecule: messenger RNA, 4633 nt
Organism: Alnus glutinosa
Lineage: Eukaryota; Viridiplantae; Streptophyta; Magnoliopsida; Fagales; Betulaceae
Product: scarecrow-like protein 14
Biological process (GO): regulation of DNA-templated transcription
Cellular component (GO): nucleus
Molecular function (GO): DNA-binding transcription factor activity; sequence-specific DNA binding
Source: RefSeq, a predicted model, not a curated record